CAUGGUUGUGCACAUAAAACAACUUCUACUGGUUACGGCUUUUGUUGUCCUUUAUACGAAAGCAGAAACUCAACCAAACUGUCCAACAAAGUGUGGCAAUGUCACUAUUCCCUUCCCAUUUGGAACCACCAAGGAUUGUUCUCUAGACAACACCUUUCUCAUCGAUUGCAACAAAACAUCUUCAACCUCAACAGAGGUACCAUUCUUGCCACAGACUAAUCAAAGUGUUCUAAACAUCUCACUUAAUGGUGAACUUCACGUUGCAUGGCCAGUAGCCAGCUAUUGCUAUUCAAAAAAUGGCACACAAGUAAACCAAACAUUUCAGGAAAUCAACGUGACACAUUUUCACAUCUCAACUCAAAACAAGUUUAUAGCAGUUGGUUGUGACACGGUGGGAAUACUCGCAGUCGGAGAAGCUGAUUCUGAGGAAAAAACCUACGCCACAGGAUGUGUGGCUUUCUGCAACAGGCUUGAUGAUAUCGAAGCCAAUCAACCUUGCUCUGGUAUUGGUUGCUGUGAGAGUUCAAUACCCCCAGGUCAGAUGUUAACGCGAGUGGCCUAUGGUUCUUCUGGAGGCGUAUUUUACAAUCAAAGUGACUCAAAAGUACAUGACUUCAAUCCAUGUGGUUAUUCUUUUUUGGUUGCAAAUGGAAACUACAGCUUGACACGAUCAGACCUCAUGUUGAUGAAGAAGGAGUUUCCUGUGUUGUUGGACUGGAAAGUAGGAAAUCAAACAUGCCUGCAAGCUCAGAAGAAUCAUUCCAAUUAUGCUUGUAAGGCCAUUAAAAGUACAUGUUACGAAACAGGAACCAACAAAUCUGGUUACCUUUGCAGAUGCUCUCAUGGAUAUCGGGGAAAUCCUUACCUCAUUAAUGGUUGCCAAGAUGUUGAUGAAUGCAAGGAAUCCAAUUACUGUUUUGAGGGGGCGACAUGCAUCAAUCUUCCUGGAAGCUACCAUUGUUUAUGCCCAAAAGGAUAUGAAGGAGACGGAAAAAGAUGCAGUCCAAAAUCCAGUACCAAAUCAAGUAAAGAGAUCAUGUUAAUCAUUGCACUGAGUGUCAGUGUAAGCCUCGUAGCACUGCUGAUUGGAAGCUUUUAUGCAUAUUUGGCAUUCAAGAAAAGAAAGUUCAUUAAACUUAAAGAACAUUUUUUCCAACAAAAUGGUGGCAUACUGUUACAACAACAGAUAUGGAGGCAUGGAGGUUCAACUGAAAUAGCUAAAGUCUUCAAAGUUGAGGAGCUAAAAGAUGCAACCAACAACUUCGAUGAAGGCACGAUCCUAGGCCAAGGUGGUCAGGGAAUUGUUUACAAAGGAGUUUUACAAGAUAACAGAAUUGUAGCAAUAAAAAAGUCCAAAAUAAGUGACCCGAACCAGAUUGAGUCGUUCAUCAAUGAAGUGGUCAUUCUUUCCCAAAUCAAUCAUAGAAAUGUGGUAAAGAUUUUGGGUUGUUGUUUAGAGACAGAAGUUCCGUUACUUGUUUACGAAUUUAUUCCCAAUGGUACUGUUUAUGAGCAUCUUCAUGAUGAAACCCAAUCUAUGAAGCUUACAUGGAAAACAAGAUUAAGAAUAGCAAAGGAAGCUGCUGGUGUGCUGGCAUAUUUACACUCUGCUGCUUCUACACCAAUCAUACAUAGAGAUGUGAAAUCUUCAAAUAUACUCCUAGAUCAUAAUCUCACUGCAAAGGUUUCUGACUUUGGAGCUUCAAGGAUUGUUCCUCUUGAUCAUAGUCAAAUAAACACUCUAGUGCAGGGAACAUUGGGGUAUCUUGACCCAGAAUACUUCCACACAAGCCAAUUAACAGAGAAGAGUGAUGUUUAUAGUUUUGGAGUGGUCCUAGCAGAGCUACUAACGGGAAAGAAGGCACUAUCUUUUGGCAGGCCAGAGGUAGAUAGAAACCUUUCCGCAUACUUUGUUUCUUCAAUGAAACAGGGUCGGUUACUUCAUAUUUUGGACAAAAAUAUAGAUGAGACAAAUAUUGAGCAACUUAAAGAGGUUGCCGAUAUUGCAGAACGGUGUUUAAGGGUGAAGGGAGAGGACAGACCAACUAUGAAAGAAGUGGCAAUGGAACUUGAGGGAAUAUUAGUUAUUGAAGAGUUCCGUUGGGGAAGUGACUAUUUGUCUUCAGAAGAGACUGAAAACUUGCUCAAAACAGCAGAAUCCGUAAAAAAUGUUCAAGAUGGUAUUGGUGGAAGUGAUAUUAAUUCUUCUGGUUCAUAUAGCUUAAACCAGAUUUCGAUAUCGAUUGGUGGAAGAUGAUUGAUGGAUAUUAAUAAUACUCAUGGUUAUAUGUUAAUCUAUCUUCACUAUAAUUGUGUUGUAGUAUUUGAUGUAUUUCAUUUAUAUUGAACAUACCUAUAUAUAUAAUCCUAGUAAAUAUAGGCAGUACAAUUGAGUCUGCUUUAUGCUUCA
This is a messenger RNA of Medicago truncatula (barrel medic), 2410 nucleotides long. RefSeq names its product wall-associated receptor kinase 2. Gene Ontology annotation, molecular function: calcium ion binding; ATP binding; protein serine/threonine kinase activity. The transcript has 3 exons. The coding region runs from base 2 to 2257 and encodes 751 amino acids. NCBI's taxonomy places the organism in Eukaryota, Viridiplantae, Streptophyta, Magnoliopsida, Fabales, Fabaceae. Gene Ontology annotation, cellular component: plasma membrane. The record is from RefSeq and is a predicted model, not a curated record. Gene Ontology annotation, biological process: cell surface receptor signaling pathway; protein phosphorylation.